Molecule: messenger RNA, 1568 nt
Organism: Hemibagrus wyckioides
Lineage: Eukaryota; Metazoa; Chordata; Actinopteri; Siluriformes; Bagridae
Product: interferon-induced protein 44-like
Exons: 9
Coding region: 167-1282 (371 amino acids)
Biological process (GO): dendrite self-avoidance; homophilic cell-cell adhesion; axon guidance
Cellular component (GO): plasma membrane; axon
Molecular function (GO): cell-cell adhesion mediator activity
Source: RefSeq, a predicted model, not a curated record
CUUUCGAUUUCUCAGCAACACUCCCUUUCCCCUCUGCACACAAAUACAGCAGCAAAAGUGAAAGAGGACUUAUUACAAAAGAAGAGCUGCACAUCCAGAAGAGCAGAGAGAGAGAGAAACACACACACAUCUUAAAUUUACUCUAACCUUCAACAAAGGGUCAAACAUGGGAUCAACUCCAUCCAAACCUGAAUUUGUCACAGUCUUGGCUAAGCAGCAAGUUCCACAUGGGCAACAUUUUAUUCUAUCCUGUGAGGCAAACACAGAAUAUGUAACAGUCUCAUGGCAAAAGGAUGGCCAAAAAUUGGAUUGUGUUGAGGGCAAGCACAAAGUGAGACAACUUGGUACAAAAUGUGUUUUGGAAAUUUCAAAGGCUGAGGACGCUGAUGAAGGAAAUUACACCAUAACCCUGAGCAACAGUUCAGGUUCUGCCUCAUGCUCUGCCCUUGUCAGAAUCAUUAUAAAAGAAUGGAGGACAGUGCAAUGGGGACAAAACAGAAUAAAUUCUCUCAAGACAUUUCAGAUUUGUAAUAAAGUUGAAGAGCUCCGCUUCCUCCUCUAUGGACCAGUUGGAGUAGGAAAGUCCAGCAUCAUAAACACCAUCAGAACCAUUUUUGAAGGACGUCAGUUUGUCAACUGUCUGGCUGCUCCAGGAUCAACGACGAGUCAUACUCUAUGCUAUGAACAAUUUCGAUUUGCAAAUGAAGAAGGAUCGUUUCCUUUUGCCUUCAAUGAUAUAAUGGGUGCAGAAGAAGACUCUGGAGUCCUAACUCAAGAUAUCGUCAGUGCUUUAAAAGGUCAUAUGAAAGAGGGAUACACGUUCAACCCUCAAACUCCUUUGCCUAUAAACAACCAUUAUUACAAUCAAAAUCCCACCCUGAGUGAUCAGAUGCACUGCCUGGUGCUUGUCAUGCCAGCCGACAGGGUUUCAAUGCUAGCGGAUAAUUUUAUCAAAAAAAUGAAGAGCGUCAGAGAGGAAGCAAGCAGAAUGGGAAUUCCUCAAGUGGUUUUCAUGACAAGAGUAGACUGUGCAUGUCAGUUGACAAAGGAGGAUUUGCGAAACGUCUACAAAAGCAAAAAGAUCAGAGAGAAUAUGCAGAAAUAUGCUAAUGAACUGGGUGUGCCUGUGAACCGUAUCUUCCCUGUCUUGAACUAUCAUGAAGAAACCCAAGUGAAGGCAGAUAUAAACUGCCUGAUGCUCGAUGCCUUAGAACAGAUUAUAUACUGGGCUAAUGACUAUGUGGUCAAACAAACUUCACAACAACAAACAAAUUAUGAAUAAAGUAAUUUCACAUAAAAUGUGACAAGCAAUUCUGUAUGUUUAUUGCCUGUGAACUAUAUAGUGAACUGUUAUUCACUUUCAUCUAAUCCUUAAUGCAACUCACAAUGCAGCAUAUUUUAACACAUGAAAUGUAUAGUAUAUUCAUACUAUGAUCUAUAUUUUGAAAAGCAGUUUAUUGACUGUUACAGAUAACAUGCAUGCUUUGUAUAUAGUUUCAGAAUCCUUGCCUGUAUUUGGCUAAAUCUGAUGUAUUAUUCUUUAAUGUUUUAAUAAAACAAAAAAAAUG